AUGGCGUCGACCCCUUCAUGGACUAAAAGCUUGGCUCCUUAUACGACUGGCUGCUCUCCUUCGGCUACUGCCGCAAUAACGGCGGAGCUGGAGGAGCUUGUUCGCGUUAUUCGGAGCACCCCAGCUAUUGACAAUCAUGCAACUCCUUUGCUAGGACGAAAGGAACCAGGUAGCCUUCCUCUGCUUGCCACCAUCGCCGCCGGUAAAGGAGACAAUCCUGAUGCCGUCCAAAUGACCUUGGGGCAGCAGCGCGCCCUCAGGCAACUUGCCGUAGCUCUCCACUGCGAGCCAUCUUGGGAUGUCGUUUCUCACGCCAUCAGGAACAAACGACUUGACGAAGCUGAAUAUGUAAAAUGGGUUGCCAAGUGCUUGGCUGGUGUCGAGACGAUCCUAUUUGACGACGGGCCAAGAGAUCGGAACAAAAUGCACGACCUGACGUGGCAUGACAGAUUCAUGAGCGGCAACUGCAAGCGCAUCUUCAGCAUAGAGACUGUCGCGGCUGAGAUCAUCGACAGCCACGCAAAAGCGUACUAUCACUCAAGUAUCACGAGCUCGGGGCGACGUCGCCGUCAGUCAUCGGAUGACGUGUUUGACAGAAUGCUAGACGAUUUCGGCAUCGCCGUCAAGCAGGCCAUCGAGAACAUGGACAUCGCUGCCUUCAGCUCCGUCAUCGGCCACCGCACUGGACUUGGCAUCCGCAAGGCCGUGGAUAUUGCUGCCGCCCGGGAUUCUUUCGAGGAUAUUGUCGAGAACUAUGGGAUCCUGGGGAAGUUCACAACCGUAUCACACAAAGGCCUUGGCGAUCUGUUCAUUCACCACACCGCCGUUUUGAUUCGAGAAUAUAGCACCAACUUCCGGAAGCCCAUCCAGUUCCACACGUUUCUGGGAGGUAGUGAUGCCUCGGUAGUCAACUGCAACCCGGCACUUUUGGAAAACUUCAUCCGUGCCUACCCUGUAGUGCCCAUCAUCCUCCUGAACGCAUCCUACCCGUACGCACGAGAGGCUGGCUGCCUUGCAAGCAUGCAUCUCAAUGUGCAUGUCGACAUUGGCAAGAUAUGUCCGAGUAUCAGCCAGGGCGGGCAGGAAACCGUCUUGAGAGAGAUUCUGGAGCUAUGCCCUUGGUCAAAGAUACUAUGGGGCACUGGUGCGAACGACACCCCUGAAUCUUUUCUCUUGGCAAACAUGCAGGGUCGAGAAGCCCUGAAAACGGUGCUGUGUGACUUGGUUUGGAAAGGACAUUUGAGCUGCAAGGAUGCCGUCGAGCUUUCCAAGGCUGUGCUUUUUGAGAAUUCGAACCGGCUGUAUAACCUCGAGCUGUCGUUGUCCGGCUUGCUCGACAGCACGGAUGGAACCGAUACGAGUGAUGAAACCAGCGACGAUGAUGACGACAAUGACGAUUCUGAUUAG
Molecule: messenger RNA, 1407 nt
Organism: Pyricularia pennisetigena
Lineage: Eukaryota; Fungi; Ascomycota; Sordariomycetes; Magnaporthales; Pyriculariaceae
Exons: 3
Coding region: 1-1407 (468 amino acids)
Source: RefSeq, a predicted model, not a curated record